This is a messenger RNA of Vairimorpha ceranae, 216 nucleotides long. RefSeq lists its product as hypothetical. The record is from RefSeq and is a predicted model, not a curated record. The transcript has a single exon. Bases 1 to 216 code for a protein of 71 amino acids. NCBI's taxonomy places the organism in Eukaryota, Fungi, Microsporidia, Nosematidae.
AUGAUCACACUUGAUGAUAUUAUUUUUUCAAAAGAUCUUGAAAAUUUUUUUAAAAAAUUAGUAAGAAAUAAUGAUAUUAUAAAACAAAUAAGGAAUUUUAACCCUUUAAAAUUUGAACUGGUUGAAGGAUAUUUACAAGAUCCUAAGGUAAUACAUGAACUAGAAAAGUAUGGAAGAAAAAGUAUAUUAGAAAGGUAUUAUAAUAAUAAGAAAUAA